Boeremia exigua is the source of this 1188-nucleotide messenger RNA. RefSeq lists its product as uncharacterized. Lineage: Eukaryota; Fungi; Ascomycota; Dothideomycetes; Pleosporales; Didymellaceae. The transcript has a single exon. The record is from RefSeq and is a predicted model, not a curated record. The coding region runs from base 1 to 1188 and encodes 395 amino acids.
AUGAGCGUCGCUGGUGCUCCAUCAACAGGCGACUGCACUGGUGUCAAGGGCAUCAGCCCAAAAUGUAACAGCCAGGAAUCUGCGUACCAGCGAGACUUCUUCUACAUCGGUGGUGGCUAUGUCGAUUCUGGUAUCCCGGGCCAGCAGAUGUGGAGUGACCAGCUCUAUGUCGAGAAAUUGACCCCGGCCCGAAAGGUCAACAAACCUUACCCAAUGGUUUUCGUCUCUGCGGGUGUCAACACAGGCGCAGAAUGGCUAAACACGCCAGACAAUCGCAAGGGUUGGGCUUCUUACUACCUUGACCAAGGCUACCAGGUCUACAUUGUUGAUAUUGCUGCCAAUGGUCGAAGUGGCCAGCAGCUUCUCUCCAAGUACCCUCUUCGCCUGGGUUCCACAGACAUCAUCAAUGAGCAGGGCUUUACAGCUCCGGAAGACUUCAACCAGUACCCACAGGCAACCUUACAUACACAAUGGCCCGGCAACGGAUCUCGAGGAGACCCGGCGUUUGACGCUUUCACCGCCGCCAACGUUCCCAUCUCUUCAUCUAACGUAAACGUGGAGAACACUAUGCGCACGUCUGGAUGCCAACUUCUCAGCAUGAUUGGACAGUCAUACACAGUCUGCCACUCUGCCGGCUGCACUUAUACAGCUAUCUGGUCAGAUGCAUGCCCUGAUUUGCUUCGUGCCAACAUCAAUAUUGAGCCCGGCAACAUCCCCUUUACCUCUUUGAUUGGGAACAACACCGUUACUGGGGUUGGUCGCACCGCUGCUCGGCCGUGUGGUCUCACAUACACACCAUUGCAAUUCGACCCACCGGUAACAGAUUGCUCAACCAUUACCACCGCUGAGGUUGGACCCGACUCCCCCGCCAAGCGCUCUUGCAUCCUCCAGACUGGUACCAUCCACAAACUCACCCAGGUCGGCAAAGUGCCGUAUAUCAUGAUCACAGGCGAGGCCAGCCCGCAUAUCACGUAUGACCACUGCUUUGUCGAGUACUUCAAGCAAAUGGGCAUCACCAACUACCAGUGGGUCAAGCUUGCCGAUAUUGGCAUCAAGGGCAAUGCGCACUUCAUGUUCCUGGAGAAAAACAACCAGGAUAUCGCUGCGGCAAUCAAUUACGGUCUCACCAAAAUGAACCAAGGCCCGGCUGCUCCAGGUCAUCCAGCACUCCCUAUCUCUACGAAGUGA